This is a messenger RNA of Blastomyces dermatitidis ER-3, 348 nucleotides long. RefSeq lists its product as uncharacterized. The coding region runs from base 1 to 348 and encodes 115 amino acids. The transcript has a single exon. The record is from RefSeq and is a predicted model, not a curated record. Lineage: Eukaryota; Fungi; Ascomycota; Eurotiomycetes; Onygenales; Ajellomycetaceae.
AUGACAUUAAACAUGACUAUCUAUAUGUUAGCCAUAAUUGAUAUAGUCGCCGACCGCUAUUCGGCUAAAGGCUUAAAUUAUACCAUUACCUCUUACUUUGGAUGUCACUAUGUAUACCUACUGAGUUUUGUCAAAGAUAUAAUCGCAUACCUUCCUAGUGAGGAUCAAUUCUUUAUCGAGCUAUUCCUCAAAGUCAUAAUGCGCCCCGUGCGGCAGAAGGUCUGUUAUCAGAGGCAGCAGAUCCGCGCGGGGAUUGUAACUCCUGAAGAAGCAGGAGCUCUGAUUCCGAGGAGGGACCUGAAGCUUGCGGCUAUAUUUAAAACAGAAGUACCGAGAUCGUGCAAAUAG